UCACAGCUUGUUUGUACGGUGUUCCAACCGAGCCACUCUUUCUAUUCGUCAUUCUUUUCGUGAACUUCACUGUGUGAAGCUGGACAUUCCUUUUUUUUUUCUUUUUGCCAACAUUGAAACUAUCUUCCACCAAAGUCCCUCCUUUACCCCUUCUCAAGACUUAUAAACAACAAUCAUCACAAUGGUGUCCAAGUUUCAAUCUACGGCCAUCCUCCUGGGUGCUCUGGCCGGCACUGCUCUGGGUCACGGUCACGUCACGGGUAUUGUGGCCGACGGCGUUUACUAUGGCGGCUUCUCGCUUGACUACUACUACGAGAAGGAGAACACAGGCACCUUUACCGAGUCUGUCGGUUGGUGGGCUGAGGAUCUCGACAAUGGAUACAUUGCCCCCAGCGCCUACAACACUUCCGACAUCAUCUGCCACCUGGACGGCCAGCCUGCCAACCUGACUGCCACCGUCAAGGCUGGUGGUACUGUCGAGUUCCAGUGGACGGCUUGGCCUCAUCCUGGUCCCGUCCUCACCUACGUGGCCCUGUGCCCUGGUGACUGCACCGACCCUACAAUGGACAAGACUGCUCUCGAGUGGGUCAAGAUCGACGAGGGUGGCUUCGAUGUGCCCUCGCAGACCUGGGCGUCCUACGAUCUUAUCGCCAACAACAACUCGUGGACCUCGACCGUGCCCUCGGACCUGGCUGCGGGCAACUACGUCUUCAGACAUGAGAUUAUUGCUGUCCACGGUUCAGAGAGUCUGAAUGGUGCUCAGAACUACCCUCAGUGUGUCAACAUUCAGGUCACCGGCAGCGGCACCACAAGCCCAUCGGGCACUCUGGGUACGGAGCUCUACCACGAGACCGACCCUGGCAUCUACUUCAACCCUUACACCACGCUGUUGAACUACACAAUCCCGGGUCCCGCUCUGAUGGAGGGUGGAACCAACCAGACCGUGACUGCGACCACAGGUGCCGCCGCCGCCACAUCCGCCGCGUCCAGUGCUGCGUCGACCAGCGCUGCUGCCGCCGUGACCACCUCGGCGGCUGCGACUUCGUCUUCUGCUGCUGCUGCCGCUGCCACAACGAGCUCAGCAGCCGCCGUGGCCGCCACCACGUCUUCGACCGCUCCUGAGACUACAGCAGCGGCCGCCACCUCGAGCUCUGCUGCUGCUGCCGAGACAACGGUUGCCGUAGCUGCUGCUUCUACAUCUGUCAGCUCUGCUGCGUCUGCUGCCACCACUACCGCCAAGUCCUCGUGCUCCAAGAAGCGCAGACACGCUCGUGAUGUGUCUCUGUAA
Molecule: messenger RNA, 1288 nt
Organism: Cryphonectria parasitica EP155
Lineage: Eukaryota; Fungi; Ascomycota; Sordariomycetes; Diaporthales; Cryphonectriaceae
Product: family 61 glycoside hydrolase
Exons: 2
Coding region: 182-1288 (368 amino acids)
Source: RefSeq, a predicted model, not a curated record